CGCUCAGUCGUCGUGUUGUUGCCUUGUUUUUAGUCGCUAAUCGCGGUGUAUGCUGUACAGUCAGUCACCAGGUGUUGUUUCUAACCUCAAACUUUUACGCGCUGACAGUUUUUCUAAAUUGUCGUUGUUUUUUUCCAAUUGAAAAAAAAUCGUGGAGCGUAAUUAUGUCCAAAAUACGCAUUGGCAAACUCAUUUCAUCAAAUUUUGUGAACUUGUUUUUGUAAUUCUCUCCACUGUGGUGUCUUUAUGACUGUUGUUUCUUCGCCGAUACGCAAAAUGAAGGAAUUUCUUCUAAUCACCUGUGUGCUAUUUUUUCAACAACAGCUUAAACUGCUACACGCCGCUCCACCUAUCGAACCCUGCCCACACGACAGCAUCCUCGUCGAAGACACCUGCAAAUGCAACCCCUCCUCCUGCUCCAAACCCCCAUGUCUCCACAACCUCGUCAUUGCUGCCAACAGCACCGACGAGCCUGGCCACUGCUGUCCCAUCUACACCUGCGAGGGUUGCCCCAACUCCACCCUCAUCGACGGCAAAUGCCCUUGCGCCCCCAACGCCACCCUCGACGCCCUAAACACAUGCAAAUGCGUCGACCCACACAGGAAACUCCUCAAUGGAGAAUGCGUUUGCGACGAGGAUUUGUGCGAAUUACCCCAACUUUGCGACAUAAACUCCGUUUCAGUGACGGAGCAAACUGGGUGUUGUCCCACGACGAAAUGUAUUAAAUGCCCUGAUGAUAGUUUUGCUACUAGUAACAAAAACGGGGAGAUUGAGGAUAAAUGUGUGUGUUAUCCGUGUCCAAAAGAGUGUGGACCUGGGGAAAAAGUUGUGAUAGUCCAACGUGGGAAAGGCUUUCCAGGGAGCUGUUGUGAUAUGUACAAGUGUGAAAAAGACGACUCGGAGAAAAAAUGUCUCGUGGAUGGGGUUUGGUAUGGCGAGGGGGACAUUUUGAAGACCUCUGAUACCCAAGUGUGUAAAUGUCAAGAUGGGCUUUCCUUCUGUUGGAACGCCAAAAACGAGGAGUUUUUCCGGCCUUGCCACAAAGAAGGCAAAGUUUAUAAACACGACGAGUCGUGGAUGCUUGACACGUGUACUAAUUGCACGUGUUUCAAUGGGGAGACGAAGUGUAUUGCACACACGUGUGAAGUGUCACAAGGACAUAUCGACAAGCCUGAUUGUCAGGCGUUGAAUUGUAGCAAAGUUUGUGUUGAUGGGUUUAAAUUGAAUAAACGAGGGUGUCCCAUUUGCAAGUGCAAUUCGUUGAAUAAGUAUGAUGAUAUUUUGCACAAGUUUAAUAUCACUAAGAGUGAAUUGAGGGAGAUUCUUGAGGAUUAUUUCGCACGUAACCGAACCAUUUCGACUUCGACGACGGUUGAGACGGGGGUUUCAGGUGGGGACGGUUUGGUGGAUGGUGAUGGGUUUACCACUCCGGUAACUGAAUUAGACGAAAAUUCGCAGCUGGUUACCUGGAUUGUACCAACAAUAAUUCUGGCCAUUUUGGUGGGAACGUUGGUAGUAUUGGGAUUCCGUUGGUGGUGUUGCACGAAGAAGGGAAGAAAAGAACCAAAAACUGCCCGAUCUACCACUUACGAGAGAAUAAAAUUAACGAAACCAACGAUGUUUAAUAACAAUUACAUCGGUAAUAACAAUAAAGACGAACAGAAUGUAAAAAAUAUUAAAGGUAGUGUGUGAGUAGUAGCUGAAAUCAUUUAUUUAUCGUUUCCUUUGUGAUAUCUUUUGCAACAAGACUAUUUGUUGUGUAGAUGAAAAUAACUGAAGUAUUUUAAGUUGGUAUUUCUGAUAAAAUCAACGUGUAGCUCUAUUUAUUGUUAGUAUAAUAGUGGUGAUUAAUUCCGCUUCAUAACUGAUUUUGUGGAUUUGCGAAAGAACUGAACAAAAAAAGAUUUUUUUCUUGCCGCCAUACAUUGGAAAAAUCGGUGUGGUAGAGCUAAUUCUGUGAUUUUUUACUAAAAAAUUUAGUUCUUUUUGCAUUUUCUCUAACAUUUUAAAAUUUUGAUACAUUUUUUAUGCAGCUGAAACUGUAAUUUCCAAUGGAUGGCACAAUCAACAGUUUAAAAAAUGAUGUACAUAAUUUUAUUACUUUAAAAAUUUACAACUACUCUUCGGUAAUGUUGAGGAUAAGUUGGAUUGUUGUAAAAUUAGAAAUUUUAUGUAAUAUGAAUUUUAAGUUGUAAGUAAUGUUCCUAUAUUUAAGAAAUAAGAAUAUUUUUUUAGGUAAUUUAUUUUUAGCAAAAUUUAUUUUUCAGUAUUUUGAAAGUAUUUUUGUAAAGUAUUUUUAUGUACGGUUAGGAAGUGAUAAGGAUGGAAAAAUAACAUGUUUGAUGACAAAAUUUUAAUCCUAGUUCCUUUCUUAAUUUUAAUAUAACUCAAUGCAAUAUAAUAACACAAACAUAAGUCUCUACAACGAAUUCGUGUAUAACACAUACGCCUAAUGUACCUAUUUAAUUCUUUUGUUACUAGAUUUGCUAUUAAUUAGGCUUAGCUUACAUGUUAUACUAUUUUAUUUAUAAUUAUUUUUAAACCAUGUAAAUUAUUAUUAUGUAUAAAGUUCAAAUAAAAAAUUACCUUUUUCUGUU
Tribolium madens (black flour beetle) is the source of this 2597-nucleotide messenger RNA. RefSeq names its product cysteine-rich motor neuron 1 protein (gene Rcd2). Lineage: Eukaryota; Metazoa; Arthropoda; Insecta; Coleoptera; Tenebrionidae. The coding region runs from base 247 to 1692 and encodes 481 amino acids. Gene Ontology annotation, molecular function: serine-type endopeptidase inhibitor activity. The transcript is spliced from 3 exons. The record is from RefSeq and is a predicted model, not a curated record.